AUGUGUGGUACUCUUUCUUACCUUGAGAGGGAGGCCUUGGAAGAUUAUUACCAAAGGAAUCGAGAGGUGAUAAUUAAUUUGGCUAAAGUAGUAUCGAAAACACUGGGAUUUGAAGAAAAUUACUUAGAGAAGGAAUUUGAGUUAGAAACUGGGGCUGAUGUUUCUGCUAUGAACGUGUAUCCGCCCGGGUUUAAACCCAACACUCAAAUCGGUUUGCCGGCUCAUUAUGACCCUGGCUACUUUGGUUCCCUCAUACAAAACGUCAACGGUGGUCUCCAACUAAACUAUAAACAAAAGUGGAUCAAUCUUGAUAUGCCUUCCAAUGCCUUUUUCAUUAAGAUUGGGGAUCAUGCUGAGGUUUUAACAAAUGGGAAGUACAAGAGUCCUAUGCAUCGUGUGAUCCUGAACAACGAGGUGAGAAGAAUCUCUGUGGCCACAGUCCAUGGACCAUCACUUGACACAUUUGUGAAACCAGGUCCAGAGUUUGUGGGCGAGUCUCACCCACCAGCAUACCGAGGGAUGAUCUACAAGGACUCCUUGGAAGCCAAUGGUUACCAUGAGAUCGAUGGAAAAUCAUGCAUAGCACAACUUCGACUAUGAACUAGAGUUCAUGCUGGCAAGGAGUUGUUAUGUGCUAAGCCAUUAAAAUAAUAAUGUGUGGAAGUAAUUAAAUAGAAUUGCUCAUAAAUAAAUUUCUGUUGCAGUGCUAAUACUUAUGAAUAAGGUUUAUUGUUUUGAUAAUAAAGU
Messenger RNA from Prunus mume (Japanese apricot), 747 nucleotides. The record is from RefSeq and is a predicted model, not a curated record. Lineage: Eukaryota; Viridiplantae; Streptophyta; Magnoliopsida; Rosales; Rosaceae.